Messenger RNA from Dromaius novaehollandiae (emu), 4884 nucleotides. It is a transcript of the gene UBIAD1, whose product is annotated as UbiA prenyltransferase domain containing 1. Gene Ontology annotation, molecular function: prenyltransferase activity. Lineage: Eukaryota; Metazoa; Chordata; Aves; Casuariiformes; Dromaiidae. The record is from RefSeq and is a predicted model, not a curated record. Gene Ontology annotation, biological process: menaquinone biosynthetic process; vitamin K biosynthetic process. Gene Ontology annotation, cellular component: Golgi membrane; endoplasmic reticulum. The transcript is spliced from 3 exons. Bases 238 to 1248 code for a protein of 336 amino acids.
UUCCUGCGCAUGCGCGGGGAGAGGAGCGCGGUUGCGCCCCGUGUGCAGCACUGAAAUGUGUUCGGCUUCGCAUGACAGGACCAAGGGCAGUGAGGCGGGGGGAGGCGGCGGAGCCGUGCUCCGUUACCGUAAUGGCACGUAUAGCAGCGCCGCCGUGUUUCUCGUCCCGUGCGCUUCGAAGCGAUCACUAACAGCCGUGCUGCUGCGAGGCGGUGCGGCCGGGGCCGCGGGCGGAGCAUGGGGUCGGGGGAGCUGAUGCAGAAGAUCAGCAUCGGCGCCGAGAGCCCCCGGGGCGGCGAGAGGAGCGACGUCGGCUCCGGGCUGGCCGUGGCCGAGAGGGGCCCCCCCGGCUCCUGGAGGCAGAAGUGCGCGGCCUACGUGCUGGCCCUCAGGCCUUGGAGCUUCAGUGCCUCCCUCACGCCGGUGGCCCUCGGCAGCGCGCUGGCGUACCGCGCCCAAGGAGCGCUAGACCCGGGGCUGCUGGUGGGGAGCGCUGUGACUGUCCUGGCUGUGCACGGAGCAGGCAACCUGGUGAAUACCUACUACGACUUCUCCAAAGGCAUUGACCACAAGAAGAGCGAUGACAGGACUUUGGUGGACCAGAUUUUAGAGCCCCAGGAUGUGGUCCGGUUUGGAGUCUUCCUUUACACUGUGGGCUGUAUCUGCGCUGCUGGGCUCUACUGCGUCUCCACGCUCAAGCUGGAGCACCUGGCCUUGAUUUACUUUGGAGGACUUUCCAGCUCCUUCCUUUAUACUGGGGGAAUUGGAUUUAAAUAUGUUGCACUUGGAGACGUGGUGAUCCUGAUCACCUUUGGGCCCCUGGCUGUCAUGUUUGCCCAUGCUGUGCAGGUUGGUUAUCUGUCUGUCUCGCCACUGCUCUACGCUGUCCCACUAGCUCUCAGUACUGAGGCCAUCCUGCACAGCAACAACACGCGAGACAUGGAGUCUGACCAACAGGCGGGUAUUGUCACCCUGGCUAUCCUCAUCGGCCCUGCCUUCUCCUACAUUCUCUACACCGUGCUGCUCUUCUUGCCCUACCUGAUUUUCUGUGUGUUGGCCACACGCUACACCAUCAGCAUGGCAUUGCCACUUCUCACCAUCCCAAUGGCAUUUUCACUGGAAAGGCAGUUUCGGAGUCAGAGCUUCAACAAAAUUCCUCAGCGGACAGCCAAACUCAAUCUCCUCUUGGGGCUCUUCUAUGUUUUUGGUAUCACGCUAGCACCUGCCGGUGCUCUCCCCAAACUGUAACGGGAGCUGUAGAGUCAGGCCUCACAACUCAGUAUUAACAUCAAUUAACAGUGGUUGAUGUGGGUGGAUGACUUGUUACAUACAGUGGGAAGAAUGGAGAGACUUCCUUGAGCUAAUGAUUGUGAAUUUUAUAAUUUCUGGUCUCAGUUAGCUUGUACAACAGACUUCUGAGGAGUGCUUUGUCAGUUCUUUGGAAGGGAUGAACUGUGCUGCUUUGCUUCAGGGGAAACAAUGCAACAUGAGAACAAGGAAACCCCUGCUUCUGCCACUGAGUUCUGAGGGGCUUUCACUGUUAAUGGAAGUAAGACUGAGCCUCAGAUAUACACUCUCCUUUCCAUGUACAAGCACAAUGAUUGCUCUUAUGACUCCUUCACCACAGUCAAGGGCUUCCAGGGGCUCCUGCGUGGUAAACACAAAACACUGCCAAAUGUUUAGUGUCGCAACGAUGCAGGUGCUAUCACUUCACUCCCUUGUGACCAUAGUUCAUCUUCAUCUGUUGUAUAUUUUAAUCUUUUUUGUUUUGUUUUGUUUUUUUUCCUAGCCAAAUUUUGAGCUUAUGUUUCCCAGCCCCCUGGAAGACACCAGAUACUCAUGCGUUCCCUGUUGCCUCUGCUUAUUCCUUAUAGACUAUGUGUUUCUGUGGUAUGCUGAUGCUAAAAUGGAGCACGACUGGCCCACUGCACAAGCUUUAAGACAAAAACGAGUGAACUUAUAUCCGUCUAAGAAAGUUGAAGUCAUAAAUGCAAAUUACACAACUGAAAGGCCUUCAGUGCCUAGGAAAACCAGUGGCUUCCAUUUCUGCAUUUGCGUAGGGUUUACUCUCUGAAAUGACAGUCUUGGAGUUAAGGGGAUCUGACAGACAGGGUGACAAAAUUCUCUGGCUGGAUACAGAUUGAUGGAUAUUUGUGUGGGAGCACAAAUUCUUAGUUUAAAAAAUGGAUUUUUCCAGUUGUCAUUCUCUCUAUUUAGAGGCCCAGAGUAUUAUAGCUUAAUGUCCUAUUAUAAGAAGCCCUGUAAGAAGCCCUGGUGGCAGCAAAGGAGAAAGAUACAAGAUUAGCAGGAAGAAGUCAGGAUUAUUGCAUUGGCUCUGCGUACAAAUUGAAACUGGGAAAGGGAAGGAAUUAUUUUUGCUAACAUGUUCUUUUUCUAAUGGAGUCCAGGGUUUGUGUGACUGAAAUCACAUUUACGAUAGGUUAGCUGCAAAGUGGAGUUCCCCACCUCUUUCCCUCUCUACACCUUAUGAUGUGUUUUUAUUUUCUUCUGCAAAUCUUGCCAUUUGAUUCACAUGGCCUUUUGGGGAGUGGGUUGUUUCAGCUAGUAUGUAGCUGUGUGAAAAACAGACCAUGCCAAACUCAACUGGGAAAAACCAGUGAUUUUCAGUGGCGCCAUAACCUAGGAUGAAUUUGGUCCAUUCCAUGUUUCCCGGUGGUAGUUGAACUCUCUUCUGAGUUGAAGAAAAAGUAUCAGUUUCCUGUAUGUAGAGUUUUGGUGAAAUGUUUGUUCACAGGAGUUGCGUAAAGGUUGACUGGAAUUGAUACAGACGUUGGACAGGAGCUGCUGGUGCCAGGAGCGCACAGCCUUGCUUUUGAACCAAAAGGGAGUGAGCUUUUAAAUGUGAGCAAUAAACUACCAACAGGGAGCUUAGCAUUAUGUCAUAGGUAACAUGCCCUUGUGGUGUUCAUCUGAUAAUGUUGGGUGUUAUUAGUGGAGUGUACUGACAGCAGUAAAGCUGAGUCGAUGCAAGGUUACAUAGUACAGGUAGUUAAGUGACUGUUUUUAUGGCUUCAUGUUACCCAGCUGUUGGUCUGCUGCUUCACAGCUGAGUUGUACUCAACUGUGAGGAUUCUCUCCAGGCAGAUUUUACAAGCCCCAGAUUCACCUCUUAUUAAAAUUGGGCAAAUGAUCUCUAAUCUCACUAGGCACAAGCCAAAAAGGAGAUGGACUUCAGCAACCGUGUGCUGUUUUCUACACCGAAAGAUUUGGUUAGAUUAGGAACAGGGUGAGAAGAUGCUGAAGUUCAGCUCAGCCAAAUGGACGGAGAUACCCAGAAGCUUUUGAAAGCUGCUUUUAAGACAGACGUAUACAACACAGUCUACUGUUACUUCAUUGCACACCUAAAGAAGAGCCUGGCUUAGAGACCCAUUUAACUUUUCUGCAAAGCAAAAGACAUGGACCUGAGUUGGAGAAUCUGUUAACCUUACACUUGGGGAUAGGUGGUUUUUUAGGUUAAUCCCAGCAUGGCUUUGUUGCUACCCUUCUUAGCAGCUGAGUGCUUUGUUUUGGGAUAGCUUGCUCUUGUAUGCUAUCUGUUUAAAAGAAUGGAUAGUUACCUUUUUCUGUUCCUUUUCCAUACAGUGGAGUACUCGAGCUAAAUUCCUUAAAAUAACUAAAACAUGGCUCAUAUAUUUGAUAACUGCAAUUCUUGUACUGGUGGAGAGGAAAAUCUAGAAAAAGGCUGUUGAUUGAGUAGUGUAUGUAACUGUAGUUGUAUCUAAGCUAUCACUUACCAGUAGAGAAAAGCUCCCUGUGCAGGAUGCCUGCUUGCUGCUGGGAAGGACCAGCAUUUUUUGUUACAGAGAUGAAGCAAGAAUCACUAGUACUUGUCUGGGUGGGAGGGUUUCAAUGCAGUAUAAUACUAGGAAUGGGAUGAAAAUCCAUCUAAAAUGCUUUUGAUUCCCUGGCUGUAAAAAAGACUAUCAUUCCAGGCUUUUAAGGAUAUUGAUAAUAAAUAACAUUGUUUCUUCACUGUGGUUUUGAGUUGUUCAACUUCUCUGGGUCUCAGAAAACAGAGCUCAUUUUUGCCUACCUCACAGGGAUGCUGAGCUGAUGUCAUUGUUGUGAAGAGCUUUGAAAAUAAAAUAUGCUUUAUCUCGGUGUGUUUUUCAAAAGCAUGUUAGUAUUAGAAAACCUUUAGGUAUAAACUAACCUAACAGAUGAUUUUUAACCAAUAUAGGUAGACCAAAAUAACCUCCACACAGACACUGGGUGGUAAGAGAGGUUUCUUUCUUGGUUUGUUUUACGAUGAGGAUACUGGGUCUCUUUCCCUACCCCUCUCAUCUCUGCCCCAUGCUAUUUCCCCCAAAUACAAACUUUUCAAGUCCUUCUUUCAGGACUCUCUUGACAAGCUGUGUGCAGUGUGAUGAGUCUACGUAGGUAGAUGAACAGAUUUGUAGUCCACCUGUUCAUGUGUCCUAAAACAUGUUCUGGCCUUUCUUCUUAUCUAGAGAAAAAAAUCAAUAAAGUGUUUGAAUGUUAAUCUGUUAAAUAUGCUGUGCUUAAUUAUUUUAAAUCACUCCGGAUUGUAUUUCUGCACAUGUACUAGAGCAUCCUUCUGGAAGGAGAAUAGUCUUGGUCUGCAGUGUUUAUUUAUGAUAUGGGUGCAUGAAAGCACAAUACUUCUCUGUGAAAGAGGCUUUCUGUGAACCACGUAGUUCUGUCCUUCCAUAUCAUGGGAUAAAAAAAUUCAGUAGCAGUGAUCAUCUCAUACUAAUGGCAGACUUCAGUGUUGUUCCAGUGUUUUCAUCAAGGAGCAGAAUUUCCUUUGAUGCAGUUUUCUGUGCCACAUACUGUUCAGCAUUUGUAAUGAGAUUUCAGCUGAACUUUUAAUCUUUUUAAUAAAGAUGGACUUCCUCAUCA